Messenger RNA from Erpetoichthys calabaricus (reedfish), 3562 nucleotides. It is a transcript of the gene atp6v0d1, whose product is annotated as ATPase H+ transporting V0 subunit d1. Gene Ontology annotation, biological process: vacuolar acidification; proton transmembrane transport; vacuolar transport. Bases 164 to 1219 code for a protein of 351 amino acids. The record is from RefSeq and is a predicted model, not a curated record. The transcript is spliced from 8 exons. Gene Ontology annotation, cellular component: lysosomal membrane; early endosome; vacuolar proton-transporting V-type ATPase complex. Lineage: Eukaryota; Metazoa; Chordata; Cladistia; Polypteriformes; Polypteridae. Gene Ontology annotation, molecular function: proton-transporting ATPase activity, rotational mechanism.
CACGUGAGCGCCUCCCUGAGUCACGUGCUGCCUCUUCCUGCGGCUGCAGCCGGGGGUUUCUGGCCUCACGUAAUUAGUAGCUGGGCAUCUCGCAUCGGUAACAUUUACUCAUUGAAAAAAAAAAAGGGGAAAAAAAAGAGAGAAUUAAAACUAUCAGUCCAUCAUGUCUAUUUUUCCAGAACUUUAUUUCAAUGUAGAUAAUGGCUACCUGGAAGGGCUGGUCCGGGGCUUCAAAGCCGGAAUCCUGACGCAAGAAGAUUAUCUUAACCUAGUGCAGUGCGAGACGUUGGAGGAUCUAAAGCUGCAUUUACAAAGCACUGAUUAUGGGAAUUUCUUGGCCAAUGAAGCAUCUCCUCUUACAGUGUCAGUUAUUGAUGAUAAGCUGAAGGAGAAGAUGGUGGUGGAAUUUCGUCAUAUGAGGAACCAGUCUUAUGAACCAUUGGCCAGCUUUAUGGAUUUCAUCACGUACAGCUACAUGAUUGACAAUGUAAUUCUUUUGAUCACUGGUACUUUGCAUCAGCGAGCAAUCUCUGAGUUGGUGCCUAAAUGUCAUCCUCUGGGAAGCUUUGAGCAAAUGGAGGCAGUCAACAUUGCCCAGACCCCAGCAGAGCUUUACAAUGCCAUCUUGGUAGACACUCCCUUAGCUGCGUUCUUUCAAGACUGUAUAUCCGAACAAGAUCUGGAUGAAAUGAACAUUGAAAUCAUUAGAAACACUCUGUAUAAGGCAUAUUUAGAAUCUUUCUACAAGUUCUGCUCCACAUUAGGAGGUACAACUGCAGAUACCAUGUGUCCCAUCCUUGAAUUUGAAGCUGACAGAAGAGCCUUCAUCAUUACCAUUAACUCUUUUGGUACUGAGCUGUCUAAAGAAGAUCGAGCAAAGUUGUUUCCUCAUUGUGGCAAACUCUACCCUGAAGGUUUAGCCCAGCUGGCCAGAGCUGAUGACUACGAUCAGGUCAAAAGUGUAGCAGACUACUAUCCUGAGUACAAGUUGCUGUUUGAAGGAGCUGGCAGCAAUCCAGGUGAUAAAACAUUGGAAGACAGGUUCUUUGAGCACGAGGUGAAGCUGAAUAAGCUUGCAUUUCUGAACCAAUUUCACUUCAGUGUAUUCUAUGCCUAUGUGAAGCUGAAAGAGCAAGAGUGCAGAAACAUUGUGUGGAUAGCAGAGUGCAUUGCUCAGAGACACCGAGCAAAGAUUGACAACUACAUUCCAAUUUUUUAACUCCUGCAGUAGAAAGUGGAUUUUUACCAUUCUUGUUUAAUUGGCACAAGAAUGGUUGAAGUCAGAACAAAAGCAGAACUGGGUAUUGUUAUGUAGGUAAUUCUCAUAAUUUUAAAUGAGUUGCUGUUCUUUUAUAUGUUUAAUCUUAUUUAAAGGGGAUAAAAAAAAAACCUUUAAAUGUUCCGCAGUUGUUUCAGUUCAGUCAGGGGGCCCUAAGCUGUGGGUGUGUGUGUGUGGGGAUACACCAAACUUCCUAGGUGUCAAUCUGGAGAUUAAAUCAAAGUCUCUGUGGUUUUUUAUAUAGUAAUUUGUUUUUUUUCUGGAGAAAAACCAGAGAAUUGCAAGACGAAAAUCUUUUGAAGUCUUUAAACAGGCAAUUUGUGUUGCUAAUGGAUAAUUGUAUGGUGAUGUAAAAUGUAACAAAAUCACUUAAGUUUGCUAGUGUGACCACACUUUUAUCAGUCAGGAUUUGUUUCAAGAUAUUUUGAUGGAGAAGGGAAGUACUACAUUAACUGUUCAUUCAAAGUAAGACGGAUAUUGCUUAGUUGAGUUUGGCCCUGCGUUGUCUUAGUACCUUGAGUUGUAGACACAUCCUUCUUAAAAUAAAGUUUCCAUCAGCAUUGCAUAUUUAAUGCAAGUGGAAUUUAAGUACUCAAGUCCCUCAUUUUCUGUAUAACAAUCAUGUUUUUUAUUGAUUAUUGUAAGCAUCAUGCAAAUAAGUAUCUCGAUUUUCUAGACCAUGGAUGCCAAAGCAUUUUACCCACAGAGACAUAAUAAUUAGAAAUAAACAUUAAGUAGAUUCUGAUGGUUGUGGACCCUCCCACCCACUCUGUUUUGAUGUGGCGCAUGAUAGCUCAGUCCACACUGACCUUUCAGUCUCCAGCCAGACGCCAACACGACACUACUCUAAAUCAGCGUCACACACGUGCUUGCACAUUACUUGUGUUUGAGGAGUCUUUGUUCUCUGCAACUGUUUUUUUCUAUGUUACUCAGUAGCGCGUAUAUGGUGAAAAUAAAAAAUGAAAUUUCAUUGGUGUAACUCUGUAAAUCGUAGCAAUGAUAUGAACUCUAAAGGCCACGGAAAGGGCCAGUUAAAAAAUUGUGGGGCCUUUGAUUUUGAUAUGUUUGAUUGAUAGGCACCUAUGCAAGUUGUGUUUGUUAGUAUGGGAUCUGACAUAAUGAACAGCAUUGCAGUACAAUGUAAUGCCUUUAUUUUUGUUCAGAUGAUUCUUUACAUGUUUUUUUUUUUUUUUUAAUUUGAUGAAAACAAGACCGGAUUAUUUUAUUUCAACCAGGUCCAUAGAGUCUACUCUAAAUAAAUGAAUAUUUUAAUACCAUUUUUCUUUUUGGGGAAAUUGUUUCUAUAAAUUCUCAGCACACCAGAGUACUUUGCCUCGAAUUUUAAAAGGUGCUGAAUGAUCACUGUUCUGGGACAGUUUUAUGUUUUUAUGCAUGUGUCAUUUCAAAUUGCUGUUUCCUGCACUCACUGUAUACUGUUUACUGUCUAAUUUUGUGUUUGUGAUGUGUGUCUAAAUGGGACCAUUUGCAUUAUCUUUAACCUUUUCAGUAGAAGACCUUUUUUGUUUGGUAUUGUUACUUCUAAUGCUAAAAAUAUUAAUUGCACAGACAAAGCCAACAUUCAUAUAAAUCUAUAUUAAAUCCAGAGCAGCUCUAAAAAAAAAAAAAAAAUACCUGAACCGUUGUAGACUCUGUUAAAGACCGCCAUAUUGAAGGUGUUUCAGAUGGUUCUGUAAAAGGUGAGUGAGGGAAGAAAUUAAUGGCAUGGCCUCAGGGAAUGUAUGUAAAUUAUAUGGAAUAGACGGAAAAGUUUUCACUAAAAGAUAUUAGUCUUUCGAGUUGUAUGUCAAUGACAUAACAGUAUUUAUGUGCAAAUGUAAAUCAGUAAUAAAAUGAUGGUGUACUUGGAAUACACUUUAGCAGAAUGGAAGAGCCCAUGUUCUGCUGCUGUUUAAAAUGUCUGAUUAGCUAAAAUGGUUCAGACUUUUGUCAUGAAUUGGUCCAGCUCUAUGAUGAAUUCUCUACAUGGAAUCCUCUGUCUAGGAGUGACUUGAACAUGCUUUGUGUUUUGCCUUCGUUGCCCUUGUAAAAUUGUAGCUUUUUGAACAAUAAGUUUUAAUUAUUUAAAAGGAAACUUUAUUAAAAUGUAAUAAGAGAUUAUUAUAGUAACUAUGUUAUGACUCUUCAUGAGAACUAUGUGGUGUACAUAUUCAGAUUUAAAUUGCAUCAGCCUAGUGACAGAUGGUCUUUUUAUUCCUUAUUUGUCAAUAUCUGGCAUUUGACUUUACUGUGACAAUAAAUAUAUAACUGAUGUAAAGUGUAAGA